AAGCUCAGGUUAUAUAGAUUGAUAGAGAUAUAUACUCAUACUAAUACCAAAUUAUAUAUAUAAGUAAAUACACUAAUUCCAUAUAACAUUAUAAAGACUAUUUUUGUCAUUUUCUAAGUUCGUGGGUUUACUUACAUAUACACACAGUACAUGAUGAGAAGAACUGGAAUCGCCAAAACACCAAUGCUGCUGUUAAGGAGUUGGAAGCAAGUUCAAGGAUGUGCAGGGAUAAGCAGCAAAGCUGCAAAACAAAAGCCGAUGGUCAUCGACUACUCUGAAGAUAUCUCCUAUCAUAAAUUAGACGUCAACUCUGGCGGGGAAGAGGAAUGGGUCCCACACCCACGUACCGGAAUAUUCUUUCCGCCGGGACAAGAGUGGGUGAUGGAUGGUGUCCCUGACGGUGCUGCUUCCUUUGACAUGACGUUUUGGCUUAGGAACGUCGACGGUGUGGACAAACCUGAUCCUGACCAUCGUUUUCCUAAAUGAAACAAAAAAGUAUAACUAUGACUGAGUGACUUAAUAACCAUAGUGAGACUAUACUAUGAAAUUAUAACAAAAUAAUCCCGAGGAAUGGUGUGUAUCCACGUUUUAUUAUGAUAAUAAUGUAUGACGGUUCAAUAGCAAUGCUUGCUUAAUUAA
Molecule: messenger RNA, 639 nt
Organism: Raphanus sativus (radish)
Lineage: Eukaryota; Viridiplantae; Streptophyta; Magnoliopsida; Brassicales; Brassicaceae
Exons: 2
Coding region: 151-486 (111 amino acids)
Source: RefSeq, a predicted model, not a curated record